UACCAAUGCAAACUACUCUUGAUGCACAGAGACCCAUGCACACUUGCCAUUUCCUUCACACUGCAUUGUAGCAGGUGGUGCUCCAAGAAAACGGGAAAACAGAGAAGUGAAGCUGCUCUUCCAAGGACCCCAUCCCAGAGUGGAUGAAUGUGAUGAUUGCGAGCGUGCUGAGAGAGAAUUCCAAGACACCUCAGUCAAAACUUGGUGAAGGACGUGUUUUUCAGAGGAUCUCCUGUGGUUGCAGAGGAAGCAAAAGGUCAUGGGAUCCUUCGAGUAUUUCGCUGUGCUUGUGCUGGCUGCUGUCUAUCAGUGUGAGGGUGAUACUUAUUUCAACUCGCACUCAACCCUGGAUUCCAAGUACGACCAGUUCGUGUGGAUGAAAUGUAUUCCAGAUGAAAAGCCCCUCUCCUCUGUAUCCAUCCCAGGAACACAUCAAAGCCUAACACACAAGAAGUAUAAGGGUUUUCAGGCAUGGGAAUUCCAAAAUCAGAUGCAUGCAGGCGUGCGUUUUGUCGACAUGACUCUUCGGAUAUUAUCUGGCAAACUGUAUGUAGAAAACAAGGGGGAACCUGAUAUGAAAUUCAGUAAAGCACUGAACCAGAUAAAGCUUUUUGUCAAAGACCAUAAGUCAGAGACUGUGUUAUUGAGACUUGCUGGGAAGAGUGAGGCAAUCAGUCGUGCAAAAGAAGAAUUCAAUCGUGUCAAUGAUGUUGAAGUUUGGAAGGACAUAAAGAUUCCAAAAAUGGGUGAGGUGAGGCGCAAGAUAGUCCUUAUUCAGGGUCCAGGUUUUGAUUGGGGGCUUCCAGUCAAAGCCAUGGAGUUGGGCAAUGAUGAAAAGAAUAAGGAAUUCCAGAUGAAGGCCAAUAUCAAAAAGGCUUCAGAAUACUGCACAAAUGAGAUGAUGCUUACUGACACUGGUGCCCAAGAUAAAGGGGAGGAACCAAAAGAAGUUGCAGAAAAACUGAACAACCAGCUUGGUGACCACCUCAUGAGCCUUUAUAAUGAAAACAAGAUACCGUCAUGUUUGGGAAUAAUUGCUGUCGACUUCCCAGGUCCAAAACUCAUUGAACUCAUAAUCAACAUUAGCUGCUCAUCAUUACCUCAUCAAUCUGGUCCUACGCCUCGAACACCACCAAACUCUGAGCCUGCUACUACACCGGCAACAUCACCAAAACCUGAACCUGUUACUACACUUGCAGCAUUACCAAAACCUGAACAUGUUACUACACCUGCAGCAUCACCAAAACCUGAAUUUGUUACUACACCUGGAACAUCACCAAAACCUGAAGCAGUUACUACACCAGCAGCAUCACCAAAACCUGAAUUUGUUACUAAACCUGAAACAUCACCAAAACCUGAACCUGUUAGUACACCUGGAACAACAUCAAAACCUGAACCUGGUAGUACAUCUGCAGCAUCACCAAAACCUGAGCCUGUGACCACAAUGGCAACAUCACACAAACCUGAACCUGUGACCACAAUGGCAACAUCACAAAAACCUGAACCUGUGACUACAAUGGCAACAUCACCAAAACCAGAACCUGUUAUUACACCUGGAACAUCACCAAAAUCUGAACCUAUUACUACACUGGCAACAUCAUCAAAUCCUGAACCUGUUACUACACCUGCAACAUCACCAAAUCCUGAACCUGUCACUUCACCUGGAACAUCAUCAAAACCUGAACCUGUUACUACACCUGGAACAUCAUCAAAACCUGAACCUGCUACUACACCUGGAACCUCACCAAAACCUGAACCUGUUAGUACAUCUGAAGCAUCACCAAAACCUGAACCUGUGACUACACCUGCAACAUCACCAAAAACUGAACUUGGUACUACACCUGGGACAUCACCAAAACCUGAACCUGUUAGUACACCUGGAACAACACCAAAACUUAAACCUGUCCAAAAGUGGAAGACAAACUGUCACCAUGUUCAUAGACGUAAACACUCUCCCUUAGUUUCCUAACUCACUCUAUAGCUUAUUAUUCUUCUUCUUCUUUCGGCUGCUCCCUUUAGGGGUUGCAACAGCGGAUCAUCUGCCUCCAUCUUGCCCUAUCUACUGCCUCCUCUACUUUUAC
Molecule: messenger RNA, 2081 nt
Organism: Pygocentrus nattereri (red-bellied piranha)
Lineage: Eukaryota; Metazoa; Chordata; Actinopteri; Characiformes; Serrasalmidae
Product: mucin-5AC-like
Exons: 4
Coding region: 260-1969 (569 amino acids)
Biological process (GO): lipid metabolic process
Molecular function (GO): phosphoric diester hydrolase activity
Source: RefSeq, a predicted model, not a curated record